Molecule: messenger RNA, 2762 nt
Organism: Lepus europaeus (European hare)
Lineage: Eukaryota; Metazoa; Chordata; Mammalia; Lagomorpha; Leporidae
Gene: ADPRS
Product: ADP-ribosylserine hydrolase
Exons: 6
Coding region: 1-1101 (366 amino acids)
Cellular component (GO): mitochondrion; nucleus
Source: RefSeq, a predicted model, not a curated record
AUGGCGGCGGCGGCGGCAGCGGGGAUGGCGGCGGGCUGCGGCGGGGCCGGCCCGGCCCGUUCUCUGUCGCGCUUCCGAGGCUGCCUGGCUGGCGCGCUGCUCGGGGACUGCGUGGGCGCCGUCUACGAGGCGCACGACACCGUCAACCUGACGUCAGUCUUGCGUCACGUCCAGAGCCUGGAGCCGGACCCGGGCACGCCGGGCAGCGCGCGGACAGAAGCCUUGUACUACACAGAUGACACAGCCAUGGCUAGGGCGCUGGUGCAGUCCCUGCUGGCCAAGGAGGCCUUCGACGAGGUGGACAUGGCUCACAGGUUUGCUCAGGAGUACAAGAAAGACCCUGACCGGGGCUACGGGGCUGGCGUCAUCACCGUCUUCAAGAAGCUCCUGAGCCCCAAGUGUCGUGAUGUCUAUGAGCCUGCCCGUGCCCAGUUUAAUGGGAAGGGCUCCUAUGGCAAUGGGGGUGCCAUGCGGGUAGCUGGCAUCCCCCUGGCCUAUAGCAGCAUCCAGGAUGUGCAGAAGUUUGCCCGGCUCUCGGCCCAGCUGACCCACGCCUCCUCCCUGGGUUACAACGGUGCCAUCCUGCAGGCCCUGGCUGUGCACCUGGCUCUGCAGGGGGAGUCCUCCAGGGAGCACUUCCUCGAGCAACUUCUGGGCCACAUGGAGGGGCUGGAGGGAGAUGCCCAGUCCGUCUUGGAUGCGAGGGAGCUGGGCAUGGAGGAGAGGCCGUUCUCCAGCCGACUGAAGAAGAUUGGAGAGUUGCUGGGCCAGGACUCGGUGACCCGAGAGGAAGUGGUGUCCGAGCUAGGGAAUGGCAUCGCUGCCUUUGAGUCUGUGCCCACCGCCAUCUACUGCUUCCUGCGCUGCAUGGAGCCCGACCCCGAGAUCCCGCCCGCCUUCAAUAGCCUCCAGAGGACUCUCAUCUAUUCCAUCUCUCUUGGUGGGGACACAGACACCAUUGCCACCAUGGCUGGGGCCAUCGCUGGUGCUUAUUACGGGAUGGAUCAAGUGCCAGAGAGCUGGCAGCAAAGCUGUGAAGGCUACCAGGAGACAGAUAUCCUGGCCCAGAGCCUGCACCGGAUUUUCCAGAAGAGUCUGUGAGCCACAGCUGCUGGGGCUCUGCCAUGUCCCAUGGGACCAAUUCCAGCCCAGAUUGGAAACCCUGGGGUUCCUCAAGCCUGGCUCCCCUUCCUCAGUCUUCCUGCCGCGCAGGGCCAAGUGCGCCAUUGGGGAAAAGUCGCUGGAACAGUGCCUCCCUGGGGCUGGGCUUCCGGCUUGCUGCAGGGUACCCCCGGCCCCUUAGGGAAACGGAGAACCAGGACAGGUUUUAUUGGGGGAGUACUGAGGACAUUUUCCUUUUUAUCUGUGACAUGGGAUUUGGAGAGGUACAGUAGCAUCAUUUCUCCCUGCUGGGUUGUCACGAAUUUGCCAGAAAGCCUGUUCUUGACUGGGCAGGGCCCUGAGCUGCAGGUUGUACCAAGGGCCAGGCACCUGCACCCAGCCAGCUGGGCCUGCAGCUGACCCUUGGCCGUCCUGCGGUUUGCUAGCAGGUUCCAGUGGAAGUCACAGCAAUAAACAGGCUUUAGUAAAUCCUACCGUUUCCUGUUUCUCUUCUGCCCUGAGUGGAUUUUUCCCCUGUGGCAGCUUGACCUUCUUGAACCCCAUGCCCUCCUGUCAGGCUGGGCUCCCGUGGCAAAGGGCAGCUUGUGCUGAGGCGGAGUCCUUUGCUGCCUCCAGUUGGCCACAGUGUUCAGCCAGGGAGGCCGCGGCAGGCGUGGCUUGGUGGCUCUUCCUGUUGGAAAUCACUCAGGUGGCCCAGGCAGCUGGGCCAAGUGCUGUGCCAGAGGCAGCGGGCAGGAACGAGCCAGAUACUCCCCAUCUCUGAGGCUGACUUCUCAAGCAGGAGCCGGGUCUGGCUAGGUAAGGGACAGGAACCCAUCGAAGGAUGUAGGGGACACCCUGCAGCAGGCUGGCAACCUCGGAAGAGCUGUGGCAUCCCAGGCCCUUAGCCUGAAAGCUGGGUGCCUCUUCCUGUGUCUCAGGACCCAGACAAAGGCCUUGCCAUGUAAGGAACCUUGUACAGCAUCCGCUUCAAAGGAAGGAAAAUUAAGAAGGAGGGACGCCUCACUGGAGACUGGCAUGCCCGGCUCUGCAGCUGGCCUGAGGUUUUGGGGCUGCUGGGACUGCUCUCUGCCAGGCUGGGGCAGGGUUAUUUCCGGUCCACAGAUGGAUCCCCAGAGCCAGGGACAGACCCCGCGCUGCUGAGCGCGGUGGGCUGUGUGCUGAUAGGUUCUGCCCAGGACAGCUCCCGCGGCCCUGUCUUCAAUGUGGGGCCUGACACCAGCCCCACCCUCAGGAGCAAGGAGUCACAGUUUCAUUCAUAAUUCGUAUCAGACUUCGGGAGCCUGAGCCAGCUGUCAUGGUCCACUGCCCCUGAGAGCUUGAAGGAAUGUUCCAGCAAAGCUCAGUGCUGUCAGCCUCCCCCUGCACCAACCACUGCCGUCUUACGGCCUAACGUGCCUGCUGGCAUUUGCUUGGUGCAGGGCCUCGGCAGCCGAGGAACAUGGAACAUUUCUGAGGUGGGGGUAGCAGAGGCCUGGGUUGGGGGCAGGUGGGGAAUGUACACUCCCCAGGCCAGGCAAAGAUACAGGACAGCCCCAGAGAACUCUUGGGACAUGCAGAGGUUAACCUGCCUCUGCACCCAUGCCAGGUUCAGCACAGUGCUGUUUUUGUACAACAGGUUUUAUUGAGGUUGUGUCAAU